AUGUCCAUGGCUGAUGGCUAUGCUCGCCUGACUGGAAAGCCGCAGUGUGUCAUUGUCCACGUCGACGUAGGCACUCAGGGCCUCGGCGCUGCAGUACACAACGCCUCAUGCGGCCGUGCGCCUAUCCUGGUGUUCGCUGGUCUGUCGCCUUUUACUCUGGAGGGUGAGUUGCGAGGCAGCCGAACCGAGUACAUCCACUGGAUUCAGGAUGUCCCGGACCAAAAGCAAAUCGUAUCGCAGUACUGCCGGUAUUCCGGUGAGCUCAAGACGGCCACCAACGUCAAACAGAUGGUCAACCGCGCACUGCAAUUCUCCAGAUCUGAUCCUCAGGGGCCCGUGUAUCUUUGCGGCGCAAGAGAGGUCAUGGAGGCCGAGAUCGAGCCGUACAGCAUUCGCCAAGAUGAAUGGGAUCCGGUCGAGCUCGGUGGUCUUCCCAAAAGCGCUGUUGACAGGAUCGCCGAGGCGCUGGCUGGUGCCAAAGAGCCCCUUGUCAUCACCGGUUUCGGCGGCAGAAACCACGACUUCCCGGCUGCGCUCGUUGAGCUCGCCGACACGGUCAAGGGCCUGCGCGUUGUCGACACUGGCGGGAGCGACAUGUGCUUCCCGGCAGACCACCCUGGCUGGCUGGGUCUUCGAUUUGGUAUUGACGAAGCUGUGAAGACGGCCGAUGUCAUUCUCGUUCUCGACUGCGACGUGCCGUGGAUCAACACCCUGUGCCAUCCCAAGAAGGACGCUAAGAUCUUCCAUAUCGACGUCGACCCAUUGAAGCAGCAGAUGCCCGUUUUUUACAUCGCCGCGCAGUCAAGAUACCGCGCGAGCAGCCUGCAAUCAAUUGAGCAGAUCACUUCUCACCUCAAGGGCAAAUUCGCUGCGCAACUGGAGUCGGCAGAGGCCAAGGAGCGUGAAGCCAAGGUCAAGGAGUCACACAAACAGCUCUUGGCCAAGAUUGAGGAAAAGGCACAGCCCAAAGCGGAUGGCGAGUUUGGGACCGGCCACCUUUCGCGAACGCUGAAGAAACUCUGCCCCGAGGACACAAUCUGGGCGAUCGAAGCCGUAACUAACACUGUUUUUGUCCACGACAACCUCCAGCCCACGCUGCCCGGCUCAUGGAUCAACUGUGGUGGUGGUGGCCUCGGCUGGUCUGGGGGUGGCGCUCUUGGCAUCAAGCUAGCCUCUGACUUCGAGAACGGUGGCAAGGGCAAGUUUGUGGUCCAAAUCGUCGGUGACGGCACGUUCCUCUUCUCGGUACCAGGCAGUGUGUACUGGAUUGCCAAGCGUUACAACAUUCCCGUACUGACGAUCAUCUUGAACAACAAGGGAUGGAACGCGCCCCGACGGUCGCUGCUGCUGGUGCACCCCGACGGUGAAGGUUCCAGGGCGACAAACGAGGAGAUCAACAUCUCGUUUGACCCGGCGCCUGAUUAUUCCGGUAUCGCCAAGGCAGCGGCUGGUGGAGAUUUGUUUGCUGCUCGUGUGGAUAAGCUGGAAGAGCUUGAGGGAGUGCUCAAGAAAGCGAUCGAGACAGUGCAGGGGGGGCAGCCGGCUGUGUUGGAUAUCAAGGUGGCCAUGGGUUCGUAA
This is a messenger RNA of Colletotrichum spaethianum, 1578 nucleotides long. RefSeq names its product benzoylformate decarboxylase. NCBI's taxonomy places the organism in Eukaryota, Fungi, Ascomycota, Sordariomycetes, Glomerellales, Glomerellaceae. The coding region runs from base 1 to 1578 and encodes 525 amino acids. Gene Ontology annotation, biological process: L-valine biosynthetic process. The record is from RefSeq and is a predicted model, not a curated record. Gene Ontology annotation, molecular function: thiamine pyrophosphate binding; flavin adenine dinucleotide binding; acetolactate synthase activity. The transcript has 2 exons. Gene Ontology annotation, cellular component: mitochondrion; acetolactate synthase complex.